UUAUCGUCCUCUCGCCGGAACGCCGAACGGUGACGGCUGGUAGCUAUCGAAUGAAGUCAGCGACGGGCAAACGGGGCGAAUAAUGUUAUUUUUCUUGUGGUAGAAAAAAAUAUUUAAACGAUGCAGUCGCGGAUUCUAUUUAAAGGCACAGCGGCGGCUGCUGCUACGAGGAGAAUCCGCAACAUUUUAGGACCUGUCAUGGGGAGAGGGGCUUGGUUGUGUAAAACCCAUGAUGAGGUCAAGCUUCUUAACACGUCGUCAGGUGGCACUGUGAAAAUCGGGGAAAUUUCCUUCCAGCUAAAACCUCCCAGAAACCCGGAGCUCGUACCAGUCAACCACAUGAUGGACACAAUGCCGCAGACUGUGGCCCAACACCUGCGCUGGAUCAUGCAGAAAGACCUCCUGGGUCAGGAUGUUUUCUUGAUUGGGCCCCCAGGUCCUCUUCGGCGCUCCAUCGCCAUGCAGUACCUGGAGCUGACCAAGAGGGAGGUGGAGUAUGUAGCUCUCUCCCGGGACACCACAGAGACAGACCUGAAACAGCGUCGGGAGAUUCGGGCUGGAACUGCCUUCUAUGUUGACCAGUGUGCAGUGCGAGCUGCCACGCAGGGUCGGAUUCUGAUCCUGGAGGGGCUGGAAAAGGCAGAGCGCAAUGUCCUACCGGUGCUGAACAACCUGCUGGAGAACAGGGAGAUGCAGCUGGAGGACGGGCGCUUCCUCAUGGCAGCUCAGCGCUACGACAAGCUGUUGGAGGAACACACUAAAGAGGAACUAGAUGCCUGGAAGAUCGUCCGUGUGAGCGAGGACUUUCGCGUCAUUGCACUGGGGCUUCCUGUUCCGCGGUACACAGGGAACCCCCUCGACCCUCCGCUGCGCUCUCGUUUUCAGGCCAGAGACAUCUACUACCUUCCAUUCAAGGAUCAGCUGGAAAUUCUCUACAAUGCUGGGCCAGCAGUGUCAGUGGAGAGAGUGUCCCAGCUCCUCUCCUUUGCUACAACCCUCUGCUCACAGGAGUCUACCAAUCUGGGUCUGCCUGACUUCCCAGUGGACAACCUGACCUCGGCAGUCAGAAUCCUGGACCUCUUUCCCAUGAUGUCCACACAACAGCUGGUUCAACGGUUGUACCCCUACGAGGCCAUGCUGGGCAAGGAGGGCCGAGCUGCGGUGGAUGGAGUUCUGAGACGGUUUGAGCUGCUUGAUGCGGCACAGUGUCCCCCUCCCAACGAAGUGGUGAGCGUGGAACCCCUCAGUGGGCCGCAGGAAGGAAGAGCAACCAUCACACUGCGCAUCUUGGACAGACAUGUAUCCUUCCAGGUUCUGGCAGGAAGACGGCCCCCUCGUGCCCCCUCCUACAGUCCUGGGUUCGUGAGCACCCCCACCCAUGCCCGUCUUCUGGCUGAAAUGAUGCAGUCCCACUUGGUGAAAGACAUGUGUUUGAUCGGCGCCAAGGGUUGUGGCAAGUCUGUAAUUGCCAAAGAGUUUGCCAAUUUACUGGGGUACAACAUCGAGCCCAUAAUGCUGUACCAGGACAUGACGGCCCGAGACCUGCUCCAGCAGAGGUACACCCUGCCCAAUGGGGACACAGCUUGGAGGGCGUCCCCGCUGGUUAGCGCCGCACAGGAGGGCAAGCUGGUCCUACUGGAUGGCGUACACAGGGUCAACCUGGGUACCCUGGCUGUGCUCUCCAGGUUGAUCCAUGACCGAGAACUGGCUCUGUACGACGGGACUCGGCUGCUGAGGUCGGACCGGUACCAGACCCUAAAGGAGGAGCUGCAGCUCUCCGAUGAGGAGAUGCAGCAAAGGUCCAUCUUCCCCAUCCAUCCAGCCUUCCGCAUCAUUGCCCUAGCCGAGCCCCCUGUGGUCGGGAGCAGCUCCCAGCAGUGGCUGAGCCCUGAGAUCAUCACCAUGUUCCUGUUCCACACCAUGAAACCCCUGGACGUGGCUGAGGAGACCACCAUUAUCCAGGCCAUGGCACCAAACACUCCAGCAGAAGCCGUCCAACAGUUGCUGCACUUAACACACAGCCUGAGAAAAACCAGCGACCCCACAGUGCAGUCCCUGGCCUCUUCUCUGUCCACCAGACAGCUCCUGAGGAUCUGCCGCCGUCUGUCCCGCCACCCCGAGGAGAAGGUCGCCCACGCCGUGCACAAAGCCUGUCUGUCUAGGUUUCUGCCCAGCCUCGCUCGGUCUGCCUUGCAGAAGAGUCUGUCCACCUGUGGCAUUGAAGAUGAGCAAGACCCCAGGGCUCAGCAAGGGGUGGACCUCAGCUGCCAAAUCAAAGAUGGGGUCCUGACUCUUGGACAAGUCUCUGUCCCUGUCUACAGCCCAGAUGAGAAAAUGAAGGUCCCUGAUGUCCUCUUCUAUGACAAUGCUCAGCACAUGAUAGUUAUGGAGGACAUGCUAAAGGACUUCCUUCUCGGGGAGCACCUGCUGCUAGUGGGAAACCAGGGUGUUGGAAAGAAUAAGAUUGUAGAUAGAUUCCUGCACCUGAUGAAUAGACCAAGAGAAUAUCUGCAGCUUCACAGGGACACGACAGUACAGACCCUGACCCUGCAGCCUUCUGUGCGGAAUGGGAUCAUUGUCUAUGAGGACUCACCUCUGGUGAAAGCUGUGAAGAUGGGCUACAUUCUGGUAAUUGAUGAGGCGGACAAGGCACCCACCAAUGUCACCUGCAUCCUUAAGACUCUGGUGGAGAGUGGAGAGAUGAUUUUAGCAGAUGGGAGGAGAAUAGUUUCAAACCCCAAGGAUGCAGAGGGAAGACCCAACAUCAUUGUCAUGCAUCCAGACUUCAGGAUGCUGGUGUUGGCCAACCGACCUGGGUUUCCCUUCCUGGGAAAUGAUUUCUUUGGUGCUUUAGGAGACAUCUUCAGUUGCCACGCUGUGGACAACCCCAAGCCACAGGCAGAGUUUGCCAUGCUGAAACAGUAUGGACCUGACGUGCCAGAUGCGGUUCUACAGAAGCUGGUGGCUGCCUUUGGGGAGCUGAGGGCCAUGGCAGACCAGGGUACCAUCACCUACCCGUACUCCACGAGGGAGGUGGUCAACAUUGUCAAACAUCUACAGAAAUUUCCAGAGGAGGGACUGGCCAAUGUAGUGCGAAACGUGUUUGACUUCGACACGUACAACAAGGAGAUGCGGGAGAUCCUGAUCACCACCCUGCACAAGCAUGGCAUUCCCAUCGGGGCCAAGCCUAGCAGCGUCAACCUGGCAAAGGAGUUACCGCUACCAGAGUGUAGGAUGACUGGGUACUGGACCACCAACCAGGGUGGUAAUGCCAGGCGCAAGUUUCUGUGUCCUACAGAGUCAAACCCGAUAGAUGUCAAGGGUCCUGUGUACUUGCGGGUGCAGGGCUAUCCCUUGGAAAGACAUGAAGCUCGAGCCCUGAGUUUCACCGAGCAGCAGACCCAUUGGCAGAUUCCCAUCAGCGAGGUGAACAUCAUCUGUGAUGUCACCACAGCCAACGAUGCCAUAUACGUGGCCACGUGCAACCCAGUGUCCCUGUUUGCCAUAAAGGGGCGUUCUGCCACUGCCCAUUGCAUAGACCUGUAUGAUGUCUUCCCUCGAUCCAUCAGCGGUAUUGGGCAACCCUUAGUUACCCUGGCAGCACUCGGCAACCCCCUGGAUGGCCAUGUGGUCCUGCAUGAGGAGCAGAGUAACACAGUUCUGUAUCUGGACCUGGAGACUGGGGCGGUGCGGCGCCUCCUGCUGUCACAGGAGAACGAUGAUCCGCCCAGGGCUUCCUCAGGCUGGUGGACGAGCAAGCAGAAUCAGUCAUUUAAAAUGUGCCGGGAAUUUGCCCACAAGAACUGGCUCCUCUUCUACAAGGAGGAUGGGAAUCAGCUGGACGUGUUGGACGUCCUGGAAGGGAAGGUCCACACUAUCUCCCUGCCCAUCAACCUGAAGCAGGUCUUCCUGGUGGCGGAGGAUCGAUGGCUGCUCAUUGAGAGCAAGACAGAGAGGAAGUUCCUGUUGACGAAGCCCAUGCAUAUGGGAGCAGAGGAUUCUGGGGUUUGUCAGCUGCACACUAUCAGCGAAGAUCCUGUGAGCACCGGCUUUGGGAUGACCUCCGGGAUGGAAGUGAGUGCUCCACAUGACAUAUCCAGUGACCAGCUCUCGUCAGAGAACCUGAGCACUGCUCUGGGACAGAAGAUAGUCUCCCCAAAUCGUGUCCUGGCCGACGCCAGCUCCUUCGCCACCCUGAUCGUGGGCUUCCCUGACCUCCUGUCACCCAACGAGGUUUACAGCUUCAGGAGAAAGACGUCUCUCGGUGCAGUGAAGGGUACGGAUGUCUUCUUUGGCGGAGCUCGCCAUGCUGGGCCUGCCAAACGGUCCAACUGCGUGACCCUCCUCGGAGCCAACCAGGUAGUCCGUGCCAUACCCACUUUGGACGUUCCCCUGGCUGACAUCUACCCAAAAGAUGUCACUCCGCCGAUGACGGCAGCCUAUUUGGAAGUAACUGAUCUUAAUGCCAAGAAGGUGAAAUACAUUCCUGUUCCAAGGUCCCAGUCACUGUCCCCAUACACAGCAUGGAUGUCAAAGGUGUCCAACACGUAUGUGGUUCUGGCACCCAUGGGCAGCGGGGGCAUUGUCACAGUAGACAUGGGUGGCUGUGUACGCAUCUGGGAGACCGGGCUAGACAACCUGCAGCGCUCUCUGCUGGAGUGGAAGAGCAUGAUUGGUGCAGAGGAUGGCAGACCAGUGCAGAUCACGGUAGAGAGGGACAGCGGCCUGGACGUCAGCUCCCCAAGGCAUGGAAAGGUGGACCCCAAGAAUGCCCCCCAUGUAGGAGGAAACCAGUGGGCAGGAGGCACAGGGGGCAGAGACACAGCGGGUCUCGGGGGGAUGGGUGGUCCAUAUCGCCUGGAUGCGGGGCACAACGUUUACCAGGUGUCCCAGAUGGAGAAGGACGCCGUUCCGGAGGAAGUCAAGAAAGCAGCACGGGAGAUGGCUGAGAAGGCCUUUAAACAGAGGCUGAAGGAGAUCCAGAUGAGCGAGUAUGACGCGGCCACGUACGAGCGGUUCUCUGGGGCGGUCCGGCGGCAGGUCCAGUCCCUUCGGGUUAUCCUGGACAGCCUGCAGGCCAAGGGGAAGGAGAGACAGUGGCUGAAGAACCAAGCCUUAGGGGAGCUGGACGAUGCCAAGAUCAUUGAUGGCCUCACAGGGGAGAAGUCCAUCUACAAGCGCCGCGGGGAGCUUGAACCAGAGCUUGGCAGCCCCCAGCAGAAGCCCAAGCGCUUGCGACUGUUGGUGGACGUGUCGGGAAGCAUGUACCGCUUUAACGGGGUGGACGGGCGUCUAGAGCGCUCCAUGGAGGCUGUUUGCAUGGUGAUGGAGGCCCUGGAAAACUACGAGCACAAGUUCAAGUACGACAUCGUUGGCCACUCUGGCGACGGCUUCGACAUCGAACUCGUCAAAAGCAGCAAGAUCCCCAAGAACGACAAGGAGAGGCUUAAGGUUCUGAAGACCAUGCACGCCCACUCCCAGUUCUGCAUGAGCGGAGACUACACCCUGGAGGGCACCGAGCACGCCAUCAAGGAGGUGUCCCACGAAGAGGCCGACGAGCACUUCGUCAUCGUGCUGAGCGACGCCAACCUUGAGCGCUACGGCAUCCGUCCCGACCGUUUUGCCCAGGUGCUCACUUCCAACUCGCAAGUCAACGCCUUCGCCAUCUUCAUCGGAUCGCUGGGCGACCAGGCCAACAGGCUCCAGAAGACCUUGCCCGCGGGACGGUCGUUCGUCGCCAUGGAUACAAGGCAGAUCCCUCAAAUUCUGCAGCAGAUAUUCACCUCCACCAUGCUGUCAAGUGCCUGACGAGGCUCCGCCUCCAUCCUACCAUCCCUUGUACCUGACAUGGGUUCCUGGCCAUGCCCACUGAGAGCCACCUGCCACAGCAAUUGGGUCUUUGACAGUUCAAAAUUAUAUGCAUGAUAUUCAUUGUUUAUCUGGAGUGAGCUUUUCCAUUCAUUCUUUUCGUUGACUUAGAAUAUUAGGAUACUAUGAUUUACCCAUUUAUAUGACUGGAUCAUUUUUACUGGAGCAAUGAAAGGUCAGUAUCUUGCUAAAGGGCAAUACAACACUAGGUGGCAUUCAAACCUGCAACCUUCAGAUUUGAAGAUAGCGGCACUAUGUUACCCGCUGCCCCCCCCAGUCCAAAGUAAGAAGAAAUCUGUCUCUGGCCAAAGGGAAAUCCUUAGUUUUGUGUAAACAGUGCUGACGUCUGUAUAUCAGAGUUUCCCUGUAGUGCUACAGGUUUACUGCGGUAUGGUGGUGUAGUCCUAGUUACUACUGCAUUAGUCACAGUACUCAUCCCACUCCAGCAGCAGCGUUCCACGUCCAGGAUCCGAGAUCAUCCCCUCGUACGACUAAUUGUCAGCACUUCGUAAAAUACGUCUUGCACACAAUAUGGCUAUAAUUUGCCCGCUCUAAUUGUUAUGAUUUCAAAGCAACGAUUUUCUUGCUGUAUUAUACACUGUAUGUAAAGGCUCAUGUUUUGUAGCCGUGUGAUUAUGCUGCAGCAGUGAUUACACUAAAGCAUCACAGCGUGCUUUAAGACGACAUGGUCAUCAUUGCUGUGGAAGAAGCGUCAUCCGUUUGUCACGUCUGAUAUAUCAUCUCACGUCACUUAGUUUUUUUCCACAGCGCCCUUAACAUAUGGCCCUGGCCUUGAAUUAGUGCACUUGCUAACGCGGUGGGCGGUGGGCGGGGGGGGGGCAUCCGCGCAAUUUCCCCACAUCGUCCACACCUCGUGAUGCAGGAAUGCACGCGCCUCGUCUCCCAGCGUGUGGAACGCAGACUCGGACUGCUGCCUGUCAGCAGAAGCGGGACUGGCACAUACCCCCCCACCGCACCCCACCCCGCCUCCUGUUGGCAGAGCGCACUCAUAAAUCUCUCCCCAUGUCAGGGGAAACAGGAGCCAAGGGGAAACUGUUCCCAAGUGCUAUUUGACUCCAUGUCGCUUGCGCCUUCUCGCCAAUGUGUCAUCGGUGGCGCUUUGUCAACUAACAACCACGAGUGAAAACGUUGCCGUUUCUGUUUGACUUCCUCUUCGCUGCCCUUUGGGGUUUUUCGUCCACUUUCGCUCCUCAUUGGGCCCAUUGAGGCCACUGAGUUAAGAACAAUGCUACUCUGGAAGGGUCGAUGGCUCGGCGGCGCUCUUUCUUCCGAAUUGUGUUUAAUUCGGCACUUGGAGCCAGGCGACAGGAUGCUGUUUUUCCAUAAUUGCAUGUUUUUCCUCUUCGUUUUGGACAUGAGGAGCGGUGAGUGAGUUUGAACGCGCUCCUCCACCCCUUGCUCUCUCUUGCAGUGGAGACUGGCAGCGUGAUGUGCGCCUGGGACAGGAGCCCGACGCUCUCGCGUUUGUCCGCUGUCGGGGUGUUGACCUCUCUGUGACAGCCGUGCAGGUGGGCGGGCGACUCUUGUCUUGAUGCCAUCGCGCAUCCAGGGCUCUGGUUUCACACCCCCAACCCCCCUCCCCACUGCUGAAGUUGCUGGGCAGGGGUGCGGCCGGCGGGUGCGCUUUACGGGUACUUGCCAAACUGAGCAGAAGCUAAAAAAAAAAUCAGCAGUUGAUGGCAGGAGUACAAGGGAAAACACAUUGAACCUGUGUGUGUGUGUGUGUGUGUGUGUGUGCGCGCCUCAUGGCAGUUACAUCAUCCUGCUUCUUUCAAGGCAAAUGCUGAUCUUGGUUUUAAUUUUACUGUUUGUUUCACAAUUUCUGAGUACAUCUGUGCUCAUAGGGCUCAUCAUUGUAAUAUUCUGUAAUUAUGAUGUAAUGAAUUCACUGAAUGACAUCAGUUGUCGGUUUGAAAUGUUUAGCUUUAAAAACAUAAUUAAAAUCUAAUUUUCUUUUGCAGUGUUUUAGUAUAAUUGUUCCAUUAUUAAUAUAAAGGGCAAUAUGUGUUUUCUUCUGGAAUAAUGUAUAAAUAAAUUUUAAUGAGAGGUUGUUUCGUUAUGUACGUGAUAUGAGAAAAAUUGU
This is a messenger RNA of Scleropages formosus (Asian bonytongue), 7972 nucleotides long. It is a transcript of the gene vwa8, whose product is annotated as von Willebrand factor A domain containing 8. Gene Ontology annotation, molecular function: ATP binding; ATP hydrolysis activity. The transcript has 45 exons. The record is from RefSeq and is a predicted model, not a curated record. Gene Ontology annotation, cellular component: cytoplasm. Lineage: Eukaryota; Metazoa; Chordata; Actinopteri; Osteoglossiformes; Osteoglossidae. Bases 121 to 5808 code for a protein of 1895 amino acids.